UCCCGCCGCUUCGCCACCCCUCCUCCCGGCCCUGCUCUGGCGCUGAGGGGCUGACGGCUAACCCGCUGCGAGCAACUCCCUUAGAAAAAAGCCGCCGCAUUGGCCGAGGCUGGCCGCAGGACCCCUCCUCCCGGGGCGCCCCCACUCCUCCCCCGCCGCUCCGGGCGCCCGCCUCCCUCUGCCGACUGUCUCCCGGCACGCCGGCCCACAGCCCUUUUGACUGGAGCGGCGGCCGCCGAGCAGAGGCGGCGACGCGGGACCUGCAGUCGCCCGGGAUUCCCUCCAGGUGACGAUGCUCUGGUUCUCCGGCGUCAGGGCUCUGGCUGAGCGUCCUUGCCGACGCUCGCCUGGGAUUACCUGCUGCGUCUUGCUGCUGCUCAAUUGCUCCGGGGUCCCCAUGUCUUUGGCUUCCUCCUUUCUGACAGGGUCUGUCGCAAAGUGUGAAAAUGAAGGGGAAGUCCUCCAAAUCCCAUUUAUCACCGACAACCCUUGCAUUAUGUGUGUGUGCUUGAACAAAGAGGUGACUUGCAAGAGAGAGAAGUGCCCUGUGCUGUCACGGGACUGUGCGCUGGCCGUCAAGCAGAGGGGCGCCUGCUGCGAGAGAUGCAAAGGUUGUACCCAUGAAGGAAGAACCUAUAACAGCUCCUCCAGAUGGCAAAGCCCCGGUGAGCCAUGUGUCCUGCGGCAGUGCCAGGAGGGCGUUGUCACAGAGUCUGAGGUGCGCUGUGUUGUUCAUUGUAAAAACCCCUCAGAUCAUCCAGGAACCUGCUGCCCUACCUGUCCAGGCUGUGUGUUCGAAGGUGUGCAGUACCAAGAAGGAGAAGAAUUCCAGCCAGAAGGAAGCAAAUGCGUCAAGUGUUCCUGCGUUGGAGGCAGGACACAGUGUGUGAGAGAAGUCUGUCCCAUUCUCUCUUGUCCCCAGCACCUUAGUCACACACCCCCAGGACAGUGCUGCCCCAAGUGUUUGGGUCAGCGGAAAGUAUUUGACCUUCCUUUCGGGAGCUGCCUGUUUCGCAGUGAUGUUUAUGACAACGGGUCUUCAUUUGUCUAUGAUAACUGCACAGUGUGCACUUGCAAGGACUCUACAAUCGUGUGUAAGAAGAAAUGCUCCCAGCCUGGUAUCUGUGACAAUGAUGGAGGUGCCUGUUGUGAAGAGUGUCUCCUACGAGUGCCCCCAGAUGAUGUCAAAGUAUGCAAGUUUGGUAGCAAGAUUUUCAGGGAUGGAGAGAUGUGGUCCUCAGUCAACUGUAGCAUCUGUGCUUGUGUGAAGGGGAAGACAGAGUGUCGCAGGAAGCAAUGCAUUCCCAUCAGCAGCUGCCCACAGGGCAAAAUUCUCAACAGAAAAGGAUGCUGUCCUAUUUGCACUGAAAAGCCCGGCGUUUGCACAGUAUUCGGAGAUCCACACUACAACACUUUUGACGGACGGACAUUUAACUUUCAGGGGACAUGCCAGUAUGUUUUGACAAAGGACUGCUCCUCCCCUGCCUCACCCUUUCAGGUGCUGGUGAAGAACGAUGCACGGCGGACCCGUUCCUUCUCCUGGACCAAGUCUGUGGAGCUGGUGCUGGGUGACAGCACGGUCAGCCUGCAGCAGCACCUCACUGUGCGCUGGAACGGCUCCCGCAUCGCGCUGCCGUGCCACACCCCCCACUUCCACAUCGACCUGGAUGGCUACCUCUUGAAAGUGACUACCAGAGCAGGUCUGGAGAUAUCCUGGGAUGGAGACAGUUUUGUGGAGGUCAUGGCUGCCCCUCAUCUCAAGGGCAAGCUCUGUGGUCUUUGUGGCAACUACAAUGGACAUAAACGUGAUGACUUGAUUGGUGGAGAUGGAAACUUCAAGUUUGAUGUGGAUGACUUUGCUGAGUCAUGGAGGGUGGAGUCCAAUGAAUUCUGCAACAGACCACAGAGAAAACCAGUGCCUGAGCUAUGUCAAGGCACAGUGAAGGUGAAGCUCCGAGCCCAUCGAGAAUGCCAGAAACUCAAGUCCUGGGAGUUCCAGAUCUGCCACUCAACAGUGGACUAUACCACUUUCUACAGCUUUCAGGACCUCCAGGCUGUCCAGCCUUACUCUACAAGCCUUGCUUCAUCUGUCUGUGGAGUUGGGACAAUAAGAACUGCUAUCCAUACUUAUUGAGGUUUUGAACCAAAGAGCUGGAGGUUCUGGAAUUGUUGGCCGCCACCAUUUCCUCUACUAUCAAUUCGAAGACAAACAUGAAAAGGCCUCCUUUGGAAGCACUCCCACUCUAGCUGAAGCCGUAUAUUGGACUCUUUGCUGAAAAUAGGAUGGAGUGACUGUACCAUUCUUUGGCCUCAUCUGCUUAUCUCUUCAAAGGAUUUCACUGAAAAUCAGAGAGCAGGGAUAUAGAAAUUUUUUUCCCUCAAAUUGCCAUGUCUUUUGUCUCUGGGGAUUUAAUUAUUGCUAACUCCUUUGAGUUAGUUAGGAGAAUAACUUGUCUUUGGCACAUGUCCCAAGAGCCAAUUCAAUGCACAAAACCAGAAGGAGUUGAAUCUUUCAGUGGUCAGGUGGUUGCCUGCUUCUGCCCUUUAAAAGGUCUGCAGCAGCUGUAGCAGCAUGGUGCAUAGUGUUUAUAUCAGGCUUGAUGUGGUGAGCCAGGGCAAAGUCGGGCAUGCUCUUGAGUCCUUUGAACAUGCAGAAUAAGGUGGGAUGUUGUGGGGAAUUGGCUUGUGCUCUGCCUGUCAAUGGCAUGGCAUGGUGUAGAGUGGUCUCGGGUCUUCUUCUCUUUUCUGGAAAUGACAGGAACACUUUGGGGGAGAAAUCUAGACAAUCCUCCAGCCACAUACCCUAUCACCACUCUGACUCCACAGCAGGAGGAUGUGUCCUCCCUCACCCUGAAGAGGGAGGGAUGGUAUUGGGGAGGUCCUGAGUUUUCCUCCUCUCUUUGAAAAGAACAGAGGUGAAGACUGGUAAUAUGUAGUGCUCUACAGGUGCCCAAUUGCAGGGUUUGGUGGUAGACUUUCUGAAGCAGGGGACUGAGGAUUAGCUCUUCACAUGUUGACAACAAUCUGGAGCCAGUCAGAAGCCUGUCACUUUCCAGCUGUAACCACUGCGAAGCCAACAGAGCUCCGCAUACCUCAUCUGACACUGGCAAGACCAUUGUUCAGAGGAGUGAAGGCACAUGGCGGUUUGGUGUUGCAGGCGGCAGACACGUGUCCCCUGAUUUUCUUUGGGGACCCUCUUGAGCCCCGCUCAGUUCUUCAGCUCUCUAAUCGCUGGCAAUCCCUGAUCUCAUCACAGAGACACAGAGAUUUUUAGGUUCUUGCUGACAAAAUCUUGAACAAUUUGAAAAUAAACCAUUUGAAAAAGAAACCGUUUGUCUCUCGUGACAUUGAAGAAGUGCUAGUCAAGGCCGCAGUGACCCAUUGUUGUGUGAUGACUUCUGUUCUAGAAGGGAUCAUAAAAGCAGCAAUCACUUGCCAUCCCACAGCUUCCAAGUUUGCCUAGUGUGCUUGAAAGCACAGGUAGAGUUUCUGAAAUCAUCCUGACUAGGUGCUCAGUAUCGUGACUGUGAUAUAUUAAUUGAUUUC
Mesocricetus auratus (golden hamster) is the source of this 3546-nucleotide messenger RNA. It is a transcript of the gene Bmper, whose product is annotated as BMP binding endothelial regulator. The transcript has 14 exons. The record is from RefSeq and is a predicted model, not a curated record. Gene Ontology annotation, molecular function: protein binding. Bases 293 to 2134 code for a protein of 613 amino acids. NCBI's taxonomy places the organism in Eukaryota, Metazoa, Chordata, Mammalia, Rodentia, Cricetidae.